AGUACCAGCGCGCGUUCACCAAGUAUGACCGUGAGAGCAGCGGAAUGAUAGCGACCAAGGAUCUGGGACUCGUGCUCAGAGAGAUGGGCAUCACGAUGGGCAUGCAGGAGAUCCGACCGAUGGUAAAAGAAGCCGAUCCAGAAGGCACUGGCUCGAUGGACUUUGAAGACUUUGCGAUGGUCGUUGUCAAGUUCAUACUGGAGUCGGACGAGGAUAUGACCGAGCAGCCGGAGGCCUUCCGACUUUAUGACAAGGGUAACAACGGCUACAUCAACGUGAAGGAGCUGAAGGAGAUAUUGCGGGCAGUCGAUGACAAGAUGACAGAGGAGGAGUUAGAUGGCAUGAUCAGAGAAAUCGACCAAGAUGGCAGCAACACUGUCGACUUGAAGAGUUUCUUGAGAUGAUGAAUGGCUAAACAAGCACACGCACGCAUCCCUCAUCUAUUUGCCAAACGACCACACCUCCCCAGCAUCGUCUCCUGUUGAAACGUUGUGCGCGGCACUCGCACAUAUAAUAUUGGCCAACGAACGCCUGGAAAGAGCUACGACUCCGCAACGAUUCGUCCAACAACAGAGAACUCUGCACCG
Priapulus caudatus is the source of this 587-nucleotide messenger RNA. Its product is annotated as troponin C, isoform 1-like. NCBI's taxonomy places the organism in Eukaryota, Metazoa, Priapulida, Priapulimorpha, Priapulimorphida, Priapulidae. Gene Ontology annotation, cellular component: myosin II complex. The record is from RefSeq and is a predicted model, not a curated record. Gene Ontology annotation, molecular function: calcium ion binding.